This is a messenger RNA of Aegilops tauschii subsp. strangulata, 702 nucleotides long. The record is from RefSeq and is a predicted model, not a curated record. Lineage: Eukaryota; Viridiplantae; Streptophyta; Magnoliopsida; Poales; Poaceae.
AUGUCGGGCUGGGCUGUGGAGCACCCUUCCUGCUUCCUGCGCUGCCUUUCCUCCGCCACUUCUCAUCAUGCGCCGCUCUUGCUUGACUGCUCCCCGCGUGUCCCGGGACCCCGCAGGUUUCACUUUGAGAAGUUUUGGCCGAAGAUCGAAGGCUUCCACCAGACUGUGGCCAAUGCCUGGGAAUCUGGCCCGGCCGACGAGGAUCCUUUAUGGCGCAUUUUCCCCCGCCUCAAGUUCACUGCCAAGGCUUUGCAAAGCUGGAGUGUGCGCUGCAUUGGUCACGUCGCGCAGCAACUGUCAUUCGCCCAUGAGCUCAUUGCGCGGCUCGACGCGGCGCAGGACGUCCGCCCCCCGCAUCCUGUCGAGCCUUGGUUCCAGUGCCGCCUCAAGUCAGCAUACCUUGGGCUCGCUUCCCUCGACCGCUCCAUCGCGUCUGGUGAGACCAACACCUCCUUCCUUCGGGUACGAGCGGCGCAUCGGAAGCAGCAUUCCAGGAUCGUGUCGUUGCAUGUGGACGGCCAGGAGAUUAUGGACCAUGAGGCCAUGUCUGAGGCAGUCUACGACCACUUCGCGGCCGCGCUGGGCACGUCUGACCCCCGCGCCUUCACCCUCAACCUUGACGGUUUGGAUCCACGCUCGUUCGACCUGGCAGGGCUGGAUGUGCCGUUCUUUGAGGACAAGAUUUGGGCCGCAGUUAAAUAG